Molecule: messenger RNA, 735 nt
Organism: Papaver somniferum (opium poppy)
Lineage: Eukaryota; Viridiplantae; Streptophyta; Magnoliopsida; Ranunculales; Papaveraceae
Product: hydroquinone glucosyltransferase-like
Exons: 1
Coding region: 1-735 (244 amino acids)
Molecular function (GO): UDP-glycosyltransferase activity
Source: RefSeq, a predicted model, not a curated record
AUGGGAGACAAUGGGAUAAUCCACCGGUUUAUUGGACCACUUAUUAGAACAGGUGUACGCGGUGACGGAUCUGAUAGGUCAGGUUGUUUGAAGUGGUUAGAUAAUCAACCACCUGCAUCUGUUCUGUUCGUGUCAUUCGGUAGCGGUGGAACUCUCUCUAGUGACCAACUAAUUGAAUUGGCUCUAGGGUUGGAAAUGAGUGAACAAAAGUUUUUGUUGUUUUUAAGACGUCCUAUUCCCAGUGAAAAGGCUGCAAGUUCAUCUUACUUGAGUGUUCAAAGCAUUGAGGAUCCUUCUGAAGUCUUACCAAAAGGGUUCUUGGAUAGAACCCGAAAAUCGGGUUUGGUUGUUUCUUCAUGGGCACCACAGAUUGAAAUCCUUAAUCAUGGAUCAACAGGUGGGUUUUUAACCCACUGUGGUUGGAACUCAACCCUUGAAAGUAUCGUGCAUGGUGUCCCUUUAAUUGCAUGGCCACUCUUUGCAGAGCAGAAGAUGAAUGCAGUGAUGCUUACAGAUGCUAUUAAGGUAGCUUUAAGACCGAAACCAAUGGAAAGUGGGCUAAUAGGACGUGAUGAGAUUUGUAGGGUUGUUAGGGGACUUAUGGAAGGAGAAGAAGGGAAGAUACUUAAGAGUAAGAUGAGAGAACUUAAAUGUGUUGCGACUAGCACUUUGGCUCAAGGUGGCUCCUCGUUCAAAACAUUUGCGGACGUUGUAAAGGCAUGGAAAAGCUAUUAG